GCUGUAUUUACUACCAAAUGCAGGAAGGGGAUACAAAGCUUGGUGUUAGAUAGAUCGGAGACGCUCCGGGUGACUGGAGCAGCCAUAAUCAUGCAGCCAAAUGGUUGGAGGGCGCUUGAUCAAUUAGGAGUCGCCUCGAAGCUCCGGAAAACAGCCAAUGCCAUUGAAUCCGGCCGCUUCGUAGCCAUCACGGAUGGGAAGCAAAAACCUAUCCCCCUUGGAGGAGAAGUACGGUGCUUGAGAAGAAUGGAUCUCAUCAAUGUAUUGGCUGAGGACUUGCCAUCGAACACUAUAAGAUUCGGAUGUCGUGUAGUCUCUGUUGAACUGGAUCCAAUUUCAUCAUGUCCUCUCCUUCAUCUCGAUGAUGGUGGUACCAUCAAGGCCAAGAUUGUAAUUGGAUGCAAAGGUGUGCACUCUGUUGUUGCGAGUAUUGUCGGAUUGAAAAAAACCGGGCUUUACUCAAUAUAUGUAACAAGAAGGUUCACUAGGUAUGAAAAUGGUCAUGGACGUGAAAACGAGUUCGUUUUCAUGAGCAAAGAUGGACUUCACCUGGGGUGGCUUCCCGUGGAUGAUCACUUGGUUUACUGGUUCGUGAUUCGGAAGUGGACUUCUCCAGAAUCCAGGGUAACGCUUGCAAAAGAUCCAAUGCUCCUCAAAAGUUUGAUCGUGAAAGCAAUGAAUGAUUUCCCAAUUGAAGCAAUACAAAUGGUGUCAGACAGCGACCUAUCUACAGUCCAAUACACGGACAUACGGUAUCGUCCGCUGUGGGAGAUAUUGAGAAGAAGCUUUUGGAAAGGCGCCAUCGUGGUGGCCGGGGAUGCCAUGCACGCAAUGGCCCCAUUUCUCACGCAAGGCGGUGCUGCCUCGUUGGAGGACGCGGUUGUGCUUGCUCGGUGCUUGGCUGAGAAGAUUAAGCUAUCCGGCGACGACGAUCGUGGUCUGAGAGAGACAUCGUUAUCAUUUGAGAAGUCCGCGGUUGAGGAAGCAUUUAAACAGUAUAGUAAGGAGCGUAGGGCAAGAGUGUUUUGGCUGACCAUGGAGACUUUCUUUAUUGGGUCGAUCUUAGGUAGUUCCUCAGGGAUCAUCAAGCUUGUGAUAGUGUUGUUCAUGAUCAUUCACUUCUCAGAUAAAAUUGGCCACACUCGUUACGAUUGCGGCCGUCUCUGA
Syzygium oleosum is the source of this 1167-nucleotide messenger RNA. Its product is annotated as monooxygenase 1-like. The coding region runs from base 91 to 1167 and encodes 358 amino acids. The record is from RefSeq and is a predicted model, not a curated record. Lineage: Eukaryota; Viridiplantae; Streptophyta; Magnoliopsida; Myrtales; Myrtaceae. The transcript has 5 exons. Gene Ontology annotation, molecular function: FAD binding.